Drosophila rhopaloa is the source of this 9937-nucleotide messenger RNA. Its product is annotated as neurobeachin-like protein 1. Gene Ontology annotation, biological process: intracellular protein localization. Lineage: Eukaryota; Metazoa; Arthropoda; Insecta; Diptera; Drosophilidae. Gene Ontology annotation, cellular component: membrane; cytosol. The transcript has 27 exons. Gene Ontology annotation, molecular function: protein kinase binding. The record is from RefSeq and is a predicted model, not a curated record. The coding region runs from base 309 to 8573 and encodes 2754 amino acids.
UCAGCUGUGGCCGUUUUCUACUGUGCCGAGAAAAAUUAAAAUUUGCCUAACAAAUUCUUGUUGGUUUUCUUUAAGCCGAAACACGGCUAGCCAACUAUAUUCACGCUGCAGCUUAACCUAUAUAGACGACAGAUUCUACAAAGGAACUUGAAAAACAAGCCCGAAAUAGGGUAAAACCUGGGCUGUGGACAACCGACCGCACCGUCGGCAACAUUUUUUUUGUAAACAAAUAAUUUGCGGAGGAAAAACACUCGUCUAGCAAUCAACAAAUGCCGUUCAGCUGAGUAAAUCGCUAAGAAAUCGCAACGAUGGACAAUAAGAAGGAUAUUUACAACCUUUGGGUGCAGUACACAACAAAGAACGAUGAGACCCAUUUCCGGCAGUUUGUGGCCCGCUUUGUGGCUAUUUGGAGGAGCCAACUGCAGCUGGACUUCCAGGCAGAGAACUGCCCCAUGUGGAACGAGGUUCAGCCGGAUAGUGGUCCCCAUUUGGGUCGCCUGCCGGAUGAACUGCUGCCCGCCAUCGGCAAGUUCAUCAUUGUGGCCAGAGAUGCCUGCGAAACGGAAGGAAAACUAGAGGAGGAAGACAUAGAACAGGUGGCUAUCCUCGUCGACUGCCUGGUGAUCGUGUGCCGGCACUUCGACAACAUUCUGGCCGUCAUUAAGUACGAGUACAAGCCUAAUCUGAUCGCCAUACUCUCAAGAGUAUUCAAGCAGCAAAUGGAGCUACCUCAAGCCGUGCCCGCUAUAAGCCAUCUGUUUAGCAGCUUCUCGGCUUUUUUGGAGGUCAUGUAUGAUCCGUAUUUGACGUGGCGGAGCUUUGUGCGGGGCCAUUCAGCAGACUACACUCGACUCUCCUAUAAGCCCCACUCGGUUCAUGUGGAAAUCGUUCCAUUUAUUUAUGAUUGCUUUCAGGAGGAGAAGCUAAUCCGAUACGCGGAAAUGGGCGAGAGCCUGCUGAACAUCCUCGGCGCUGUGAUUUGCGGCUCGCAGCUGCAACUGAAAGUGCAGAAGUCUCUAAACUCGACCUCGACUUUGACAAAUAGAAAUACUAACGCUCUAACCACUUCUUCACUUGCCCCCUGCUCGGGUGAUGGGCUGCUAGACUGUGAUAACUUGCGCAAUGGCAUGAAGGCCAUUUGCCCCGCCACGGUAUCCAUCACCAUGAGUAUUCUGCGGCAGUGGGAAAGUGCCAAUAAGCUGCGCCGCGUGGCCCUUCAAUGUUAUGCCCUGAUGGUCAUAGUGCUACAAAAAUCUAGUCCGGAAGAACGCCAAAUAGACCUAGUUACAUUAGUUCAACUUUAUUGUGAUGCUCUCCAAGAGCUGCUGGCCACCAAACACUUUGACAGCGGGGAUGCCAACUUUGAUAUAGCCAGCGAUGCAGACCAGGAUGUGGCUAUCGACAUGGCUGCUCUCUCCUCUACGGUUGCGGCUGUGAAAUUCUUUGUGGCUGGCGAUGCCGCUGUUAGUGAGGCAAUAGCUGAUUCCAACCUACUGGAACUGCUCACCAGUCUGCCAAAGCUUAUAAAGCCCUGGAACAUCACCCACUCGAGUUCUCUAUGCAGCACAAUGGAGGCUUUGGCUACCUUGACACGCCACUCCCCCCAAUCUGCAUCCCAGUUGCGUCAGGGUGAUCGCAUCGAGAGGAUUUUUUCCAGCCUCCAGGAGUUUGGGAACCCAACAGUGGCUCUGUUGGAUACUUGCUUCAUGCUGGGAUACGAUGAAAAUGGGCACUUGUUGCUGCUUCCAGAGGUUAUGCUGCAAUUGCUCAAUUGGGUGCCAACGCUCCAGGAAAGAGAACAGCUGCAUGUGACAAACCUAGUGCUUAAGGGCUGCACCGACCAUUAUGGAACAAAAUCUGUAGCAUGCGGCAGUCAUAUCAUCAAGGCUGUAUGUGGCUGCCUACUAAAAGCGGAGUCUCUGGCGGAAAACUGCGUUCAGAAUCUCAUCAAGCUGAUAGAGGAACUUAGCAAACUCAGUAUUGUGCCCGCGGAGCUAAAGUGCAUCUUUAUGUUGUUGCGUCAGGGAACGAAGUUCCCACAGAGCAAGCAGCUUCAGCAGACUCUGGUGGUGAUUGCCCUGCAAAGUUUAAGAGGCAGCAACUCCUGCGCGCAGUACUUUUCAAUCGAGCAGCCGACUGAUGGAAUUCUUGUGCCGGACAUCCGGAACUGGACCAUCUCCGGCUCAUAUGGCUUUAUUUUCCACAUCCUGGUACGCUUUAAUCAGCUGAAGGAGCAGUCCAGUAGUCGACGUAUGCUGCUUACCCUGCAAACAGUCAGUGGCAGUGGAUUCGAAGUUUUUGUUCAGCCCAACGGAAAUGUUGUGGUGGCAGCUCUAACCCGGAGGGAAUAUCUUACAUCCUCCACAGCCACGAAGACGCUGAUGGAUGGCCAAUGGCAUUACUUAACGGUGGCGAUAACACCACCAAAGCGACCCUUUUCAUAUAGUCAAAUCAACAUCUAUGUCGAUUUUGUUCAGAAACUAAGUGCCACACUGAAAGUUCAGGCGGUUAAUGAACCCUUUAUACACUGUUCUAUUGGAGCUGUAGUGGCGCCACCACAACCAGGAGAAGUGGCCAGGACUGGGAUAAUGCCCAGGUCCUCAUCCCAGGAGAGCGGAUCCAGUGGCUACCGGGGAAUGUUACCAAGCUUAUUGGAACGAACCCUCUCCGCAAAUGUAUCCAAUUAUUUCACCCUGCCUAUGCGCACGCAGACGGCUUUCGAUCCUAAUGUGAAGAACUUUCCCAUCGGAAUGCAGGAUACUGUGUUUGGAGAGCAAACUUGUCUGCACGGACAUCUGGGCGGAGUACUGCUAGCAGAUCCCACAACCAGUCUGAAGACCAUAUUCGAUGCGGGCUCCAAUUUCAGUUCCAUCUUCUCCCAAGACAAUGACCUACUGGAACUUAACUCUCGCUUUGUGUUUUGCUAUGCCCCUGGAGCAGUGUGGCAUGGAAUGUGCCAGGAUCUUAUUCCAGGCGGAAAAUAUCCGGGAAGGAUUAAUGCUCAACACUGCAAGAUCGUAAAGAUCCAGGAGACAAUCAACAGUAUUGGAGGUGUCUGUGCAAUACUGCCCAUCCUGCAUAAGUUGGUGAGUUCGGAUCAGGCAGCAGACAUCUCGAUUGGUAGCGUGAGCGAGGAAUCCUUGUCAUGCGCUCCGACGCCCUCGGCUGAGGAGUUCACCGACUGGGAAAUGCUGUCCUCGAACUCGUACACCGAGUGGAAGAUGCUGCAGCACCCGUUGGCCAGCUUUCUCUGCCUGCUGCGCUACCUCACUCACGAGCACGAGACGAACCAGGAGCAGCUGCUGAGUAGCGAAUGUCUGGCCAUUGUGGGCACAAUGCUCCAACGGUGUCCGCCGGCUCUGUUUGAUGUGAAUGCCUUGAUGGCCACUCAUCUCCUGAUGGAGUCACUGCAGGGACACAAAGCGGAGGCUGGUGGACAGCUCCUGGACGCAUUGUACUCUCACAUUGUCUUCGACUUUGCUAUCUGGUCGCGACUGCAGUUCCAAAUCACACUAGGACAUGCGCAGUACCUGAGUGCCAUGAUCAAGAAUGAUAGAAAGUUCUUUCGUAAGCGGUAUGGAGUGCAGUUCGUCCUGGACGUAGUGCGUCAGUACUACUCCACGCCGGACAGCAUCAGCGACGACGACGCCAAGACCAUUCGGGCUACACUUUUCGGCAUCAUUAAGUUCUAUCUACAAAAGGAAGUGAACAUCAAGGAGGUGAAUUCAAUGGUUGCGUUUCUGGCAUCGGUGCGGCAGGACGUGGUUCUAGUAGAGUUUCUGGAGAUGAUGACCUUUUAUAUACGCGGAAAGAACUGCAAGGAUCAGAUGGUGCUUCUCCUGCACGAACCACAGUCCGCCAAUCUUAUCUACAAUUUCUUUGUGGACAAAAGCUACAAUAAUGAGAUUCAAGAGGCGGCCAUAAGGUUUAUCAGUGGGCUAUUGGCCACAUCGCGGGUGCAUCAAAAGUAUAAGCAAGUGCUUCGUCUGUACGAUCAGGCUACCGAGCAGAGCAUGUUCCCUGGAUUCUUCUCCUUCAUCACUCCAUUAUCCCUAAGCUCUACGAUCCUAUUCCACUUGGUAGAUGAAAUGCUAGGCUUGCAACCGGACUAUGCAGGCCUUAUUUUUCUGGUCUAUCAUGUGAGCAGUUCUGAUCUUCCCGUUAAACUGGAGAUCGCCAAACGAUUGCUACAGACCACCUUCGUCAAGCAGCACUCCACAGUUGCCAUGGCCAAGCAAACGGGGUGGCAGGAGUCAAUAGCCCGUCUGCUUAUUCGCAAGCCUCUCACCAGUUCGCCACCAGACGAAGAGAAGCGACGCAGUUUCGGCAUCAACUUGGAUGUGCUGUUGGAGGAUAACUCAAGCUUCCUUGCUCAAGCAGAUCUUAUUACGUUCUCGGAGCAGGAGAUUGGCCUGGCUCAAUUGCAGCAGCAGCAACAGGAGGAGAUGAGCGACAGUGGCCUGAUUCUAAACGAAAUCCAGGCCAGUGUUUCUGAAGCAGCCACUGUCAUCGAGAGUGAAAUUAAAGAACUGGCGGAAUCCGUUUCCGGAGCCGUGGUUGAAAAUGCCAGCAGUUUGUUCUCCGUCAUUAGGCAGACCACCCAUGAUCUGCAGGACACCUUUGAGUCCCUUACGUUGGGCAGCUCCACUGACACCGCCGAUGGCUCCCAGACCCCUUCGAUUCAGCGUGAGGAAUCUCUAAGCUCUGACAGUUCCACACAGUCGCCGCACGGACCGCCUAAGAAAAGCGACUCCUUAGAGAGCACGUCUGCUUUUGACUUUGUCGCCGAUGGCGAUGUGGACACCGAGGAGCAGUUGGUUUAUCUAGUCUCAAAUACGCUCUUCAAUAUUUUCUGGCGCGGUAUUCCUAACGAUCAUCCGCAGUGCUGGCAAGAGCGUGGCCAAGUGCUGGGCUGCAUUAAUUUAUUGGCUUUGAACAAUGAGCUGAUCACUUCGCAUCUCUCGCUGCGCCUCCGGAUUCUUGAGAUGGCCGUGCAGGCCUCACUUUUCGAUCUUUCGGAGCACGGCAGUCAGACGCUAGUCAACCAGGAGAACGCCUCGCACAUUCUGCGCAUGGUUUAUGAGCUGGUGGUUCUAGGCUCCAAUGAGGACGAGUCAAAGAAGUGUUCCACCAAACUGCUGGACGGUGUUCUAGCCUUAUUGGACGCACUGAUGAUCUUCCAACAGGGAUCUGAUGAUUGGUCGGACAUGAUUCGAUUAUGCUUGGGACUAUUACUCAAGUGUUCGCAUCAUCCGAAUCCUGGAAUUGUGGCCAUGGCAACGGCGAAACUGCACGCUAUUCUUCAAAGUCGUUCUACUGAGGAUCCUGCAGAGCUCUCUUACCUUCUUUACAGCAUCAAUAGGGCUUUGGAUAAUGCCAUUGAAGUUGGCAAUCCGGAGGAGUAUUCAUUCUUGAUGCCAGUGAUGAAAGCCCUGCUGGAGAAAUGUCGUUUUGCCUUCAAUUUGGAUUCCACUCUCCCAGAUCUGCCUUCAACUUCGUCUGGUCCUGUCUUCUUCAAUGAUUUUCAAAUGUACAGCACCAGCAAAAAAUGGAGAAACUUUAUUGAACGCAUGGUGAAGCCGCUGUACGAUCGCUACCAGCGCGACAUUGAGCUGCAUCUGUGGGAGCCCAUCAAUCGCUUCUGGGCGGAGUGCUACGAGGCCUGCAAGGCGGCCUCCAAGAAAAGGGCCACCAAUCAGGCGGAGAACAGACGACUCUUCCAGCAGAAGAUCUACAUGCCGUGGAAGGUGCGCCAGGUGGAGGAGAUGCAGCGUCUGCAGGCGGCUGCACUGCACCACAAGACCGUCGACAGUCACAUACGGAAGCGGUGGAAGACCGCCAAGCGUUUCUUGUACGGCCCCCGCGGACCCUGGUAUACUGGGGACUUGGAGGAGGAGUUCUGGAAGCUAUCGCCACAUGAGAACGUGGCCCGGAUGCGGCUAAAGUUAGAGCCUCAAUUAUACCCAAAUAAACACGAGAAUGCUGCCAAUCUGCGCGACAAUGCAACCAGUGCUUAUGACACCAAGGAAAUCUCAGAGUUUGACUCCACCAUAAAGAAUGCUGUAGUGCGCGAUUUCCUGGCGGACGACGAGAGUUCCCAACUGGAGGAGGAGCUGCGCCAGCUAAUCGACACGCAGGCGCAACAGGAUGUGGCGCUGGAGAAACUAGUCAUGUCACAGGACUGUGAGCUGAUCACCCUGAUGACCAAGGUGAAGGGACGCAUCGAGGUCAACCAGACCGUAUUCACCUUUGUCGAUUUGAGCCCGCCAACGGACGAUGGAUCCAAACACGACUUCAGAUUCUCCACCAACAAGAUACGCGAAGUGCAUCUAAGGAAGUACAACCUGCGCAGGAGUGCUCUGGAAAUCUUUCUGGUGGAUCAGACCAGCUAUUUCCUUAACUUCACAACAAAAACACGUAACAAAGUAUUUACCAAAAUCGUGGGUCUGCCUCUUCCAAAUAUCCUUUAUGGCUCGGGAAGAUCUCCAGCUGAGCUGCUGAGAGCCUCGGGCCUUACACAGAGAUGGAUCAAUCGCGAGAUCUCCAAUUUCGAAUACUUGAUGUACCUAAACACCAUCGCAGGUCGAUCCUAUAACGAUUUAAGCCAGUACCCCGUCUUCCCCUGGAUCCUUGCUGACUAUACCAGCGACGUGUUGGAUCUGACAGAUCCCAAAUCCUUCCGUGACCUAUCCAAACCCAUUGGAUGCAUAAACCCCAAAAACGAGGCCGAGGUGCGAGGCAAAUACGACUCAUUUGAAGAUCCGUCUGGUGCCAUACCCAAGUUUCACUAUGGAACCCACUACUCAAACUCGGCGGGCGUGCUUCACUACUUGCUCCGCGUGGAACCUUUUACCUCACUGCACAUUGAGCUGCAAAGCGGUCGCUUCGAUGUGGCCGAUCGACAAUUCCACUCUAUACCUCAGACUUGGAAGCUGCUAAUGGACAAUCCCAACGAUGUAAAGGAGCUGAUACCCGAGUUCUUUUACUUCCCAGAGUUCCUCAAAAAUAUGAACAAAUUUGACUUGGGCCACCUGCAAAUAACCAAAGAAAAGGUGGAUGAUGUCAUACUGCCCGCCUGGGCUAACACUCCUGAGGAGUUCAUAGCCAUACACCGGCGGGCUUUGGAGUCAGAGUAUGUGAGCCAGCACCUGCACCACUGGAUCGACCUGAUCUUUGGCUACAAGCAAAAGGGACCCAAGGCCGCCGAGGCUUUAAACGUCUUUUACUAUUGCUCUUAUGAGGGCGCCGUAGAUCUGGACAAGAUCACCAAUCCUGUGGAACGGGAGGCGGUUGAAGGAAUGAUCAACAACUUUGGCCAGGUGCCUUCGCAGUUGCUUCGGGAGCCACAUCCACGACGUCUCACGCAGGAUGAAACAUCUAUGAAGCUUGUACGUGCCGAGCUGCGAAGGCCGGAUCUUACCCAGUUCCUCGACAAGGUAGUGCAAUACGAUUGCGAGCUGUCUACGCCCAAGGAUCCCAUCGUGUACCUGAGUCCGCCUCGCAGUCCUCCACGCUCCUUCCUCCAGCUAAGUCCCGAUGUUCUAGUCAGCGUAUCGAAGUCUACCAUCCUGGGUUGCAAUUCAUGGCUAUCGUUUGAUAAGGAGCAUGGAUUCCUGCUGGAAAUCGAUGCCACAACAGCUAAUCUAAAGAACCGUAAGCGGGUCUUUGGACCAUUCCACUCCUCCCAGCCGCCGCACUCACAACUUUUUGCCGUAAGCACGGAUGGCAAGCUCCUGUAUGCCGGUGGAAUCUGGGAUAAUUCUUUAAGAGUAUACAAUCUGAACAAAGGAAAGGCGGUGGCUUCGGUGACACGUCACCUGGACAUCAUCACCUGCAUAGCGCUAGACAAUUGUGGCUCGUACUUAGUCACUGGAUCCCGUGACUGCACCUGUAUUGUGUGGAGCAUCCAGGCGAAUCAACAGGGUGGCGGUGGAUCCACCAGCAACAUUCCAGUUCACGCCCUGACGGGUCAGUCGCACCUGCAGGCGAUUACCCAGCUGAAUACACAGAACAACUACUCACCCAAGCCCCUGACAGUGCUCUAUGGCCACGAUGAUGCCAUCUCCAGUGUGGCAAUCUACACGGAGCUGGAUCUGGUGGUCUCUGGAUCGCUGGAUGGUACUGUCAAUGUGUAUACACUGCAGGAGGGUCAAUUUGUGAGGACACUCAAGCCCAUUGGAUGCACCGAGUCAUGUGUGCAAAUCUCUUUUGUGACCCUUUCUUAUCAUGGUCACAUCGCCUUCAGUGCUCUGGACGACACCUCGCACUCGGUGCAUGUCUACAGCAUCAAUGGCUGCAGUCUGGGCUCCAAGUAUGUUUCUGGCAGGGUCACCGGAUUGGCCAGUGCCUCCGACUAUCUCGUGGUGGCCGAUGAUGCCGGCGACAUCACCAUGAGCAGACUACACGGUUUAAAGCCCGUUUUCGACAUUCCGCUGCACGUGCCCAUCCAGACGGUGGUGGUGACGCCGGGCAACACCCACAUCCUGGCGCCUCUCCGGGAUGGACGACUGGCGGUGAUCGCCGUGCAACUGCCCUCCAGUGGCAACAAAAAGCAUUCCGUGCUCAAUGUUUAAAAAAAAAACAGCAGGAGCUUAGCUGGACAUUGGACUUCCUGAAUUCCCGAAUUUUACUCUCUGCCUAGCAUAAGUGUCCCUCUAUUUUUGUCUAGUGCUUGUAGCACACUCUAGAUUAAGUUUAUGUGUCUUGUGAUUUGUCAUGAUUUAUUUUUUGUCGUUUCCCAUACUACGUGACGUGCCAAAAGCAAAGCCUUUGACCAACAAAUAAUUCCCAAGAAAGUUGACAAAUGUGUCUAAAGAUAUUCAGCAAGUCGAUCGAUUGCAUUCGCGGAAUUUCCAUGGCAACUAAGCAGUAUUUCCCUGUCGAACGUGCGUGUACACCUGUCCGAGUCGGAAAUCCUUCAUCCCGGGCUGCAAAAAUGAUCGAUGGCACACUCUUCUUCAAUUGACGAAAAUCUGAAUAAAUCAUCAAUCAUGCGCCGCGGUGUGAGGAGAUAUCUCUCGGCAGGCAAAACGGGACGGAGAUGAAGACGAAAACGGAGCGUGGCGGUGGAAACUGGUUGUCGACGCACUUGGCAACUACUACUCACUGACUCACGAGCGACUUUCAAAUUGGCCCAAAGUAAUAAAAAAAGAACCGAAAAAAAAGCACCCGGCAACAGCGGCAAGACGCCUAAGAAACCGCAACCGACCGCACAGAUCGACGGCAUCCAGCUGCUCGGGUGCUUAAGAAAAAUCACUUUCGUUGCGCCCCCUUUUUUCGCCUGCAGACACAACCAAAAAUAGAGCCCAUAGAUCUUUGUCCCAUUAAGUACGCACACUCGGAUCACAUGGGAUCCAAUAAUUAACAGAGCAUUUCCAAUUGAAAGUAUUAUCACCGCACGAUUAGAGUCCGUCCAUUUAGAUCCACACACAGACAAUACCAGUGCCAGCACAAAAGAUACCGAAUUGAAUCUGAUUCUUUCUAUUUUAAUUACCAUUCCCCAAUCUUCUGUCUUUGAUCUUGCUCGUCAGCGAAUGUGAAAACCCCCCGCAGACUAUAGAAUCUGAAAUUCCAAAGACAAGCGACAAUAUCAAAGGUGAAUAGAAUAUAUAUUUUACGAAUUGUAAUCGCAUAUAUACAUAGUAGAGAACUUCCGCACAAUCGGGCCGUGAGAUUAGCCCCCCGCUUUGAAGCUUUGGGCAGCUGCAACAGAAAAAUCUAUCAAUAUCUUACUCCAGCAAUAUAGUAUAUCAUCUCUGUACGUAAAGGUCCUCCGGGAUCGAGUUCGUUAAUUGUUGUUAAGAUCGUAUCGCGUAUUAUCGUAAAAAAUGUUUUCCCCGUUUAAUGUACGUAACUGUACGAGUUUAUGUAGAUAUUGUGACUAUCCGUAGUUUGUAGAUCUGUCAAUAAAGUGAUGCAAACCGCACAGUAAAUGUAA